Epinephelus fuscoguttatus (brown-marbled grouper) is the source of this 4011-nucleotide messenger RNA. It is a transcript of the gene stxbp6, whose product is annotated as syntaxin binding protein 6 (amisyn). Gene Ontology annotation, biological process: Golgi to plasma membrane transport; regulation of SNARE complex assembly; exocytosis. The transcript is spliced from 6 exons. Gene Ontology annotation, molecular function: phosphatidylinositol-4,5-bisphosphate binding. Gene Ontology annotation, cellular component: plasma membrane; exocyst. NCBI's taxonomy places the organism in Eukaryota, Metazoa, Chordata, Actinopteri, Perciformes, Serranidae. The record is from RefSeq and is a predicted model, not a curated record. The coding region runs from base 359 to 991 and encodes 210 amino acids.
UUUCCCAUCCAAACACACACACGCACCUACAGAGCCGCAGUCAGACAGACGGUCUCUGCGCAGCAAACGGCAGGCAGGGAAAACAAAACUCUCCUCCCGCCGCUUCCAAACCAGCAACUGUCGUAGAAGUGAAGUCGACGCGAUGUUAAACACGAAAUGCCACCGUUGAGUGUGAGGAGACAGCUAACAACGAGGAAGAGGCUGCUCAAAGUGGCUCAACUGUGACAGCAGCUGGAGACAUUAACCCAAGGAUUUGUGGACCGCACGUGGAAGGCACCGCUGAAACACAUCGGAAGAGUGGAUCUCAUCCCCUCCACUUAAACUGCUUGCCAGCUGUUCACUCCUGCCCACUUCAAAGAUGAGUGCCAAGUCAGCCAUCAACAAGGAGGUCUUCACACCCCAUGAUGAGAAGAUGCUUGCUGCCGUGCAGGUGAAGCGGAGGACCAAGAAGAAGAUACCCUUCCUGGCCACGGGUGGUCAGGGAGACUACAUGACCUUCAUCUGCGUCUCAGUGACGAAUAAGAAACCCUCCCAUGUAUCCAUCACCAAGGUGAAGCAGUUCCAAGGAUCGUCCGCUUUCGUAAAAAGGUCGCAGUGGACAAUCGACCAGCUACGGCAGGUCAACGGCAUCGACCCGAACAAAGACUGUCCAGAGUUUGACCUGAUGUUUGAGAAUGCAUUCGACCAGUGGGUGGCUGGUUCAGCAGGAGAGAAGUGCACCUUCAUCCAGAUUCUUCACCACACCUGCCAGCGCUACAGCUCAGCGCGGAAACCAGAGUUCGUCAACUGUCAGUCCAAACUGCUGGGGGGUAACAGUAUACUACACUCAGCUGCGGACAGUGUGACAAGUGCUGUACAGAAGGCCAGCCAGGCUCUGAAUGAGCGCGGCGAGCGAUUAGGUCGGGCCGAGGAGAGGACUGCAGACAUGAUGAACAGUGCUGAGCAGUUCGCUGUUACUGCACACAAGCUUGCCAUGAAGCACAAGUGCUAGACCACUGCCAAAACCAACUGGGCUGGGGGGGGUUGUUACCAGUCGCUGUACAGGAGAAGGAUUCCAGAUUUUAUUCUUUUUAAAAGAUUUAAUAUGAUUACUAUUUGUUAACAAUGUUAACAUUUUAAUGUUUUGAGUUGUUGUAUUCUGGUGCAUCCUCUGAUGGUGACGCAUCGAGCACGGGGGGGGAAGAGAGGUAACCGACGCUACUUCAGACUGUCAGCAGAAUGUUUCAUGCUUCUGUUUGCCAAAAAAAUAAAGUCACAAGCCACACAGCCAUGACGGUAUCAGAUAACCACGACCACUCAACACACUUUUCAUAUGCUCAGAUACUAAUGUGAGAGUGCUCAUGCCAACAAGUCAUUAUCAGCAAUCACUCCAAGACAAGGAACAGCUUGUCUCGCCGGUUAUUAAUUGUGGAGAGUUAUUUAUGAGCACUGCAGUGAUUAAACAGUCUGAUUUAUGAGGGAUGGUGCCUCUCAUAGGUUUCACAGGUGUGACUUUGCAUUGUAAAGAUGGCCAAGAUUUUCUUACCUGAUAUUUACCCAGGUAAAUAUUUUAGAAACACAUUUGUUUGAGGGGGAGAACAUUAAAGGGUACCUUGUAUUUUUUAACCUGGACCUUAUUUUUCCAUGUUUUUGUGUCUAUGUGACUGAUUUUUUUUUUUUUUUUUUUUAAAUUAAUCCAGUACUGAGCGACAGCGCUGCAGCCAGGAGUGGAGCAACUAAGCAUCGCCAAUUUACGCCCACUAAAAGUGCUUGUGUUUGUCACUGACAGGCUCAGAUUGUUAUUAAAAGUGUGUCUGACAACAUAUGGAAAGAGUCACUAUAGAACUUUACAUUUUUGUUAAAGAGUAGGAUCUUUUUGUUCACCAGAAACAGCCCCAAAAUCCCAUUAGCAAAUACACCAGACUCCAUUUAAAUAAACAGUAAUUUUGCUGUGUAUAGAGGCGGCAUAUCUUCACACCUUACUGGGUGAAUUAAGGGUUUAUUCAAAAUAGAAUAGAGGUGAUGAUUGUUGGAACAGUGGAAAAAUGAACCACGACAUCUUUUGUGAGUUUUGUUUCAAUGAAGUGUAUUUUAUGAUUAUAAAACUGCUGUUUUUUUAAAUGGAGUCUGGUGGGUUUGAUGAUAGCUAUUUGGGGCUGUUUCUGGUUAAACAAAAAUGAUCUUGCUCUUUAACAAGAAGGUCCAUCUCUGUAGGGAUCCUCUCCAUAAUGUUGUCAGACACUUAAAAUCACAAUCUGCCUGUCAGUGGCAAUAACAGGCACUUUCAGUGUUUGUAAAUUGCAGCUUAUGUCGUCACUGCUGGCUGCAGCUGUCUUGCUCAAAACUACACCAGUUUCAAAAACUGUUCAUCUGAUUAGUCACUUAGACACAAAACAACAAGGGUCCAGGGGCCGUAUUCACAAAGCUUCCUAGUACUAAGAGUUGCUCCUAGUGAUGAAAUUCUAAGAUACAAGUUACUCACAGAGCAGGUUAGCCCUUAAAAGAGCUCCUAAGAUGAAGGACUGUUAGGAGCAGGGAGAGGGACUUUUUACGAAACUAAAGAGUUUCUGAAUGAGAGGAGAAAAUAGUGGAAACACAAAGAGUUCGGAGAAAUAUUCUCCAAACACUGUAUGACAGUGAGUAAAUGUUACAGAUUAGAUCAUGCAGGGAUAUUAUGUGUGGUUGAUGUCAUUAGCGUUGUGCACGUAUUUCCCACAUAACGUUUUAAUGCCAGAAAUAAAAUGAUCACAACGCUAAGAUAUUUGGAAAACUGGAAAAAUGCAACAGUGCAGCAGUGAUGACUUGAGUCUGUCUCAACCUUCCAUCAGCAAAGUGAUCGCACUAACAAUGAGAACACUUUCACAGUCAGCAGUUCAUUUCAUUUCCACUGGGUGUCCACACCUUGCAGGAUCACAGAAGGGUGUGUAUGUGACAACCAAUCACAUCUGUUAAAAGAAUGCAUCACACCUAGCAACAGGGUCAACCACACCUCCUCAAAGUUUCUGUCCCUUCCUCGCUCCGAGUUGCUCUAAGAGCUUUCCUAAAUCACUCCUAAGCUAGGAGUCCAUACUAAAAAUUUUUCAUCUAAGUUAGGAGCUCUCUGAGAGUGUUUGUGAAUACGGCCCCAGGUUGAUAGAUACUCAAGUAACCCUUUAUCUCUACCCCUAAACAUCAAUAAAUCCAGAAGUUUCAGUUCAAUGUUUCCAUCCUUUGAUUCUUGGACAUGCAGUCUUACAGUCUGUUGUUCUGUCCAUCAUUUCAAAAUGUAUCCAACAGUGUUAGUCAAAAUGUUUUCAGCACAUCAUUUCAUAAACUGCAUAUGAGACUGAACAGAGUGGUUAGUGUGACACAAUAUAUAUCAACCGUGAAAUAUUUGAGUCCUCUGUUAGAUUUGUCUAUCAUUAAAAAACAACCAAAACUACAUGGAAUACAGUUGCCAACAUUUUUUGAAGUGUACUUGAAGAACUCUGUUUUAAAAAUAAGCUUUUUAAGUAUAAUAAUUUAUGUUAAAUUCAGUAAACCAGCUUCUGCAUUGUAAAAAGCAAAAUGUAAUUCUUCUAGUACUAUUAUCUCAGUGUCUGUAGAGCUAAUCUGUCCCAUUAACACGGGAUGUUUUAAAAUGACUCCCAGCUGUAUUUCAACUUUGAACAUUUAGUAGUCAUACCUUACGCUUUUUGUAUAAUUUGGGUCAUUAAUUAUAAAGAUGUGUAUACUGAUAGAUAAAGGACACAAUGUCUCAAAUAGCAGCAGCAGUGUGUAGUAGUUUAAAUUUUGUGUCAGUGCUCUCACACUGACUGUAACUAUGGCUUCCUCACUGGCAGAUAUCGCCCUCACAAUCGAGAUGUAUUUGAUUCUUUUCGUAUUUUGAAUUUUAUAAUUCACAAUGUUACAAUGCACUGAUAACCUUAUCUCGCAGAGCACUGUUGAGUUCAUACUGAAACGUUCCAGUUGCCUAACUCUUGGUGUGCUUUUAUUCCUCUCUCUAACACUUUGGAUGUUUAUUGUUUUAAUAAAGAAAUAUAUAUAACAAAA